Cooperia oncophora is the source of this 1479-nucleotide messenger RNA. The record is from the annotation of a GenBank genome assembly. Lineage: Eukaryota; Metazoa; Nematoda; Chromadorea; Rhabditida; Trichostrongylidae.
AUGCCUUCAAUAUCGAUACACGUUCUAUCGUUGGCCCUGUGCUUAUCGUCAGGAUUCCAACAAGGCUACAUCGCUUCAGUUCUUAAUCAGCCAUAUCUACAAAUUGAAAGCUUUAUUAACCAAUCGUGGGUAGAGCGAUAUGACAAGGAGAUGAGCCAUGAAAUGCUGAACGUCAUGUUGUCGCUGCUGAACGUUUGCUUUCCCAUCGCGACGAUUUUCGGGCAGUUCUUGGCGGCAUUUCUUUGCAAGAAGAUUGGUAGGAAAGGUACAGCACUACUCGCGAGUGCUCUAUAUAUCCCCGGUGUGCUACUGAGUUUUGCCUCAAAAUACCUGCAUCCCUACUUUGAGCUUCUAUACGUUGGACGCAUUUUAUGGUCACUGGCAAAUGGUGUCAACAGCGUUAAUGCAACUGUCUGGAUUGUCGAAUGUGCACCUCCCACGAUACGUGGUAGAAUGGCGUCCAUGCAGGAGUUUUUCAUGGCUAUCGGUUCUCUGAUCACUCAAGCCUUCGGUGUUCCGUUUUCAAACGAAGAACUUUGGCCGUUCAUCUUUCUGCCAAACGCCGUUUUUGUACUUCUCUCGAUGACUCUAUUCUUCGUUGUCCACGAAUCACCGCAGUUCAUUUUGGAAAAGUCUGGAAACAGGGACAAGGCUCGUAAAGCUUUGGCCGCUUAUCACGGUGUAGGGGUUGAAGAUGCAACCGUUGAAACAGAGAUGAGAAUAUGCGAAGAUAGUCUGUGCAAAACGAAGGCUAAAUCUAAGCAGACGAACCCCUCCAUACAGACCGAGCACGAUUCAGUGACCGUGAUUUUCAUGCCAUGGAAAGCUCGAGACCCUACUUCACAAGUGAUUCGGCAAGCGGCUUGGCUUGGAGUGAUGGUAAAGAUUGCUUAUGUAUUUACUGGAGCGAGAUGCCUUCGAGCGUUCAGCACCUUUGUUCUCUACAACCUAGGACGGUGGAGUUAUGCUAGCGCUCUUUACGGAUCUUUCGCAAUCAGUUUGUUGAGGAUUCCUUUCACGCUGAUACCCGUGUUCGUUGUUGAUCGCUUAGGACGACGGCCGUUGAUAAUCACAUCAACGGCGAUCUCAUUUCUGUCGUUGUCUCUAAUGAUAAUUGGAAUCGAUAUCGGAGCCAGUUGGAAGAUCGCCACCCUGCUCGGUUUAUCGUCGCUUCUGCUGACGACCGCUUGUGGUAUUGGCUCCGUGUCCAGAUUCUACGCUGCAGAACUUGUGCCCCGAAAUCUGCUGAUCUCUUCCGUCUCAAUUCUCACGAUGUUCGAAGCGCUCACGAAAAUCGGUGUUGAGUUCGCCUUCUAUCCAAUCGCUAAUAUUAUUGGCGCUCAAUCGCUCUUCAUGUUCCUCGUUCCCACGGCUGUUUUCCUCUUCGUCAUGUGGGCUUUCUGUCCAGAGACCAGCAAAAGAACAGUAAACGAGGUAGGCUUUGGCAAUUACUGUCGGGCAAAUAUCGCAUCAAAUUGA